Molecule: messenger RNA, 5144 nt
Organism: Pygocentrus nattereri (red-bellied piranha)
Lineage: Eukaryota; Metazoa; Chordata; Actinopteri; Characiformes; Serrasalmidae
Gene: epha2a
Product: eph receptor A2 a
Exons: 16
Coding region: 1265-4468 (1067 amino acids)
Biological process (GO): protein phosphorylation; axon guidance; cell surface receptor protein tyrosine kinase signaling pathway
Cellular component (GO): neuron projection; plasma membrane
Molecular function (GO): ATP binding; protein binding; transmembrane-ephrin receptor activity
Source: RefSeq, a predicted model, not a curated record
UUUCGUGACCCCUUAAGCUCAGGCCCAGCCCCCUUGCGCGAAUGGCUUUGUAAGGGUUGAUGUGUGGCACAGGGUGCUGCAGAGGGAGGGCGAGAAUAAAAGAAGCCCACCGCCCUGUGAAGAAUGGUGGGAGUGAGGUGGAAAACUCCAGACUCCUGCUAUACACAUGGCACUUAAGUGAAAAGGGGACCUUCGCAUUGUGAAUGCACCUCAAUGGCCAUGGCACCUCAUUUGUUGAAGACAAAUGCCCUUCAUAACACAAGUGUCUUGUCCCUACAAACCAAGCAGACCAAAGUCAUUAAUCAUCCAUUUUACAUGAAGAGUGGUAGUAACAGCUCCUAGAUCCGAACCUGUCUCCUCACAACUGGGUUAAUAUGAUGUGAUUUCCUGCAUUUCAUACGUUCCAAAUGUUGUGGUUCUCAGCACUCAUCUAAAAGUUUUCAUUGCUGAGUUCGGCUCCGUUCAAGCUGAAACCACAUUAAGGUCUGCUUGGGUUUCCCCAAAAUUAAGGGAGAGAUCUUUUCUGUAGUUUCAGUCUAAUGAAUAUUCAUAGGCACUCAACACAAUGCAGGCAGCCCCUAAGUCCUUGAGAAGAAGUCAGCUUGUGUUUGACUCUCAGGUCAAGGGACUCUGACAGACUGCCGCACAAAAGAGGCCUGACUCAAGAAUUCCUCAGUGUUGCUGGGCAAUGCUUUUGUCUGACGAAUUUCAGCGUCUACAUAUUCAUACCCCUUGAAGUCAUUAGUAGUCAUUCAUUCAUAGAGGCACUCCCACUUGACCCUUCGCCUUUUGUCGUGGGAACGCCGUAGGGAGGAUAGGUUGGCGAAACAUUUUUAGCAUGUUUAAGGCAACCUUAGACCUAUACCUCUCCCUCUUCUUGAACCUGGCGCUUCUGUGUAUAGCCUCGGAACCUCCAACCUGAGCUUCAAACAACCUUUUCAAGCAUACACGUUUAGCUAAAUGGGAACGGCUAACUUAGAAAACAAAACCGAGCAUACAGUUCAUUAAUAUCCGGCCUAAGUUUGCAGUGGAAGAAACAUUCAUCAUGUUGCAUUUCCCUCUCAGUCUGUGUGGUAUUAAGUUACCCGAUUCGUUUACACAGAGGGCUUUACUCCUGUCAUAAAAAUGAGUGAAGGCAAACAUCCGACUCCACGCUUCUCCUGUGACUGAAGCUCCGCCAUCACGCCGUGCCCCGCCGUGGUCCCGCCCCUCCCAGCGAGGCGUCUCCGGGGGGGGCGGAGCUACGGGCGCUCCUUUCUCAUGAAUGAGCCUCUCGCUCUCAGUGUGGAAAAGUUGGACACGCGCUCCGGAGCCACCGGCACGUCGUAAAUGCGCUCGGAGAAGUUCAAGUAAAGGAGAAAAAAUGGAUUAUCGCCGUGUACAGACCUGCUCACUCUUCCUGUAUUUAUUUAUUAACAGCAUAUUUAUUGUAACCCACUCCAAGGAGCACAUGCUGCUCGAUAUGAAGGCAUCUGGAGGAGAGCUGGGUUGGUUAACCUCACCGAGUGAAGAAGGGUGGGAGAUAGUCCAGACAGUGGUGAAUGGCUCCCUCCUCUACACCUACAGUGUGUGCAAUGUGGCCAGUGAUUCUGAACAGGACAAUUGGCUUCGGACCACCUUUAUCCAGCGUCCACUCGAAGCUGCGCGCGUCUCUGUAGAGCUACGAUUUGUCGUUCGCGACUGCAACACCUUCGGUGGCGCCACCCCCACCUGUCGGGAGACCUUUGGCCUCUACCUGUCUGAAACAGACAUGGAUGUGGGCACCAGCUUCCGCAAAGGUCAGUUCCGCAAGAUCGCCACAGUGGCUCCUGAUGAGGUUACCGCAAACCGGGGCAGCGGCCGGGCUUCUGUGCGGGAGAACGUGGAGACCAAGGUCAUCGGGCCACUUUCCAAACGGGGUUUCUACCUGGCCUUCCAAGAUAUGGGCGCAUGCGUGGCUCUCCUGGGGGUCAGGGUGUUUUACACUACCUGUCCGGCCAUCCAGCAAAACCUGGCCACCUUCCCUGAGAGGGUGACUGCUGGAGCACUGACUGAGGUGGAAGGAACCUGCGUGAAGGAUGCAGUGGUAGCUGGACAGGCGGCUCCACGCAUGUACUGCACUGCUGAAGGAGAGUGGGUGGUGCCUGUGGGGCAGUGUCACUGCAGAGCUGGUUACCAGGCUGUGGAACAGAGCUGUAGAGUAUGUCAAGCAGGCUACUACAAGUCGUCCGUUUCCAGUGAGCCAUGUCAAAUCUGCCCAGAAAACACCCAGCAUUCCGGGCAUGGGGCACUUGUGUGUCCUUGUCUGGAAGGCUUCUACCGAGCACCCAAUGACCCCAGCUCUGCCCCUUGUUCUGGUCCACCUGGCCCACCUGAAGACCUGACAUUCACUCCUCUCCUUACUGUGGGGAGCUUAAAACUGACCUGGAAACCUCCAGGCAACACUGGCGGCAGGAGUGAUGUCACCUACGACGUGAAGUGUGAACGUUGUGAUGGCGCUAUGUGUGUACCAUGUGGAUCUAGGGUGCAGUUCCAGUCUGCACACACAGCUCUACGCAACCCAGAGGUCACAGUUAGCGAGCUGGAGCCGCACGUUAACUACACAUUCACAGUGGAAGUCUUGAAUGGAGUGUCCCAGUUCAGUCGUCAGAAAGCCUCCGCUAGCAUCACGACCUUGCUGCACUUCACAGACCCUCCUAAAGUAACAUUCCUCAGGGUGGUGGACCGAACCUCUACUAGUCUGUCUCUGUCUUGGGCUGUGGAUCACCGCACGUCCUCUCUCCAUCCGCCUCACUAUGAGCUCAUGUACCGCAUGAAGGAGGAUCAGGCAGAACAGGACUUUACUACUUACACUGUUCUGAAGCUGGAGAGAAACUCUGUCCAAAUUACUGACCUCUUGCCCGGAACUAAAUAUGUGUUUCGCGUUCAAACGCUAACCCCAGAUGGCCAUCCCAGCAGUCAAAGUGCAGAGCAUGAGUUUGAGACUCUACCCUUGGCUGAGUCACAAACACAGGGCAGUUCCAUGAUUGUCAUGGGCGCUAUCGCUGGAGGCGCAGUCAUGUUGCUUAUCGUAGUGGUCAUCUUGCUACUGCACAAAAGGAGGCUGAAUUCACAUGUCCGACAGAGAUCAGGAGGCAACUACUUUGCAUGUCCAGAAAAACUGCAGCCUCUGAAGACCUAUGUGGACCCGCACACGUAUGAAGACCCCUGCACAGCUGUCCUCAAGUUUGCCAGUGAAAUUCACCCCAAUUACAUCACCAAGCAGAAAGUUAUUGGAGCAGGAGAAUUUGGCGAGGUGUUCCGUGGUCUGCUGAAGUUGCCGGGACGCAGUGAGGUUGCCGUGGCGAUAAAGACUCUGAAGCCUGGCUACACGGAGAAGCAGCGGCAGGACUUCCUGAGUGAGGCCAGCAUCAUGGGCCAGUUCUCCCACCAGAACAUCAUACGCCUGGAGGGAGUCGUCACUAAAUGUACGUGUAAACUCGUCAUCAUCACAGCUCUCUAUCUCCGAGCACCCACUCGGGCGAGUCAUUCAGCAUGUACAGAAAGUCAUGUCGCAGUGGCCGAUGACUGUUUGUCAUGUUCUAAUUGCAUUCCUCGUUUCUUUUCAGUCAAACAUGCAAUGAUCAUCACCGAGUACAUGGAGAACGGUGCUCUGGAUCAGUAUCUGAGGGACCAUGAUGGAGAGUUGUCAUCCUAUCAGUUGGUGGGCAUGCUCAAUGGCAUAGCAGCAGGGAUGAAGUAUCUCUCUGACAUGAACUAUGUGCACCGAGACCUUGCUGCACGCAACAUUCUGGUCAAUGGCAACUUGGAGUGUAAGGUGUCAGACUUUGGCCUCUCUCGAGUUCUGGAAGACUAUCCUGAAGGCACCUACACAACUAGCGGAGGAAAGAUUCCUAUUCGCUGGACGGCACCAGAAGCCAUAGCAUACAGGAAGUUCACCUCAGCUAGUGAUGUGUGGAGCUUUGGCAUAGUCAUGUGGGAGGUCAUGGCCUCUGGAGAGAGACCCUACUGGGACAUGAGUAACCAUGAGGUGAUGAAGGCCAUAAAUGAAGGCUUCAGGCUGCCGGCGCCAAUGGACUGCCCAUCUGCUAUUUACCAGCUAAUGCUGCAGUGCUGGAUGCAGGAUCGUUCUAAACGCCCACGCUUCCUUGAUAUCGUCAAUCUGCUAGACAAGCUGCUGCACAACCCUGAGUCACUUACAGCCAUCGCCAGUGUCGACCUACGAGUGUCUAUUCGUCUGCCAAGCACUAGUGGAAACGAUGGCGCCCCCUUCAGGUCUGUGGAUGAAUGGCUGGAGUCAAUGAAGAUGGGCCAGUAUAAGGAAGCCUUUGCCCAUGCUGGUAUUGCAACCAUGGAGCAGGUGUUGCACUUGAAGACUGAGGAUAUCAAGAAGAUUGGGGUGCAGUUGCCAGGUCACCAAAAAAGAAUGGCCUACAGCAUUCUGGGUCUUCAAGAGCCUGCUGGUCCUAUGGAUGUAUUUGCGGUGUGACGGCCAGAUUCACCAGAGUUGCGCUAUUCUGAACUCCAAACUAAUGAGCACUGCCGAGCUGCCUCAGACUUUAGAGGGAACUCGCAAGGAGCUGCAUGAAUCCACCCAGAAUGCUCCUCCAUCAUGAAAUGGACUUUAUUUGGGACCAGUGAAAGAAAGGACUGAAAGAAAGGACUGAUAUUUGUACUGUUAUUUUUUCAUGCUUGUUAAAAAAUUUUUAUGUGUUUUGUAUAUGUAUACAGUGCCAUGACAGACCCUCAAUUUGUACUGUCAUUUCAAAUGGUGGCCAAAUCAGAAGACCCCAUAGUGGAGUACUUGUGACGGUCUGGCCUUUUGCUGCAAGUUAUUUGUUAUUUCAGCUUGACGUUCAAUUGAGCCACCUCGAGAGUGGAUGGCUACAGUACAGCCUUGUGAUAGACCUUUAGACUUAAGGGUGUUGCAAUACUAACUCACUAUAUUUUUGAGUGGUUGAAGUAUCUUUACUUUGUUGAUAUUCUGAACAUUAAAAGCUAGCUAGAAAAUGCUUAAAAUGUUGAAACCACAUGGCCAAUUUCACUGAGAUGGAAUUGAAAGGCCUAUUCUAUAUCAUGGUGAGAGACAACGUUUACACAUCUUAUUUCAGCUCUUUUUGGGGAAUUAUUUAAUAUUUAUUGUGUGUGUUUUUUUUUUUAAUUUA